GCCAGGUCGAUACGCCCGGUACAAGCUUGGGUGCUUGAUCAUCUCAUCUGUUGGCAGCUGCAGUGCUGCCAGCAGAUCAACGCUAUGAAAUGGAGGAAACACAACGCGUUGUCUGAGACAUGAGGGCAUAGGGAAAGCGCGCAGCACAGGGAAAAGAGCUUCUUUCGAGGGGUUGCAAUCCGCGAAUUUGACUACAGAAGUGGGACGGGCACUCACGACAAGUUUACGUUGGUAGGCAAUUGAAGUGGUCGAAAGAUGGCACACGAUUUGGUGCCCAAGAUGUCGCCCUAUCUGGACCGGCAUCUGGUGUUCCCGCUGCUGGAGUUUCUUCAAGAGAAGCAGGUAUACCCGGAGGAGGACAUUCUGAAGGCCAAAAUCGACCUCUUGGGCAAGACAAACAUGGUUGACUAUGGCAUGGACAUCCACAAAGCGCUCUACAGGACAGAGGACGUCCCGGAAGAGAUGCUCGAGCGGCGUGCGGACGUUGUCGAGCGCAUGCGCGACCUGGACGAGAAGGCGGCCCCCAUCAUCCAGUUCUUGCAGGACCCCGCACACGUCGACCAGCUGCACCCCUCCGACAAGGCCUACAAUGUGCAGCUGCUGCGGGAGCGCUUCAACAUUGGACAGGACCAGAUCGAGGCUCUCUACUGGUACGCCAAGUUCCAGUUUGAGUGCGGCAACUACUCGGGCGCGGCCGAGUUUCUGUACAGCUACCGCCAGCUGUCGAGCGACGCGGACAAAAGCAUGAGCGCGCUGUGGGGCAAGCUGGCGGCGGCCAUCCUGAUGCAGAAGUGGGAGGACGCGCUGGAGGAUCUCAACCGGCUCAAGGAGAUUAUCGACUCCAAGGCCUUUACCAGCCCCCUGAGCCAGCUGCAGCAGCGGACGUGGCUGCUGCACUGGAGCCUCUUCGUCUUCUUCAACCACGAAAACGGGAACAACCUCCUCAUCGACAUGUUCUUCCAAGAAAAGUACUUGAACGCGAUCCAGCAGAAUGCGCACCACUUGCUGCGGUACCUGGCGACGGCGGUGAUUUUGAACAAGCGGCGGCGGCAGCUGGUGAUGCGCGAGCUGAUGAAGGUCAUCCAGCAGGAGAGCUACACGUACGCGGACCCCAUCACGCAGUUCCUCGAGUGCCUCUACAUCGAGUACGACUUCGAGGGGGCGCAGCAGAAGCUGAAAGAGUGCGAGGAGGUGUUGGCGAACGACUACUUCAUUGGGUCCGUCCGAGGGGAGCUGAUGGACAACGCGCGCAACUACAUCUUCGAGACCUACUGCAAAAUUCACCAGUGCCUUGACACCAAGAUUCUAUCCGAGAAGCUGAGCCUCAGCCCGGAGGACGCGGAGCGGUGGAUCGUGAACCUGAUCCGGCAAUCGCGGCUGGAGGCCAAGAUCGACUCCAAGGCCGGAACCGUCAUCAUGACCAACCCGCAUCCCAGCGUGUAUGAGCAGAUCAUAGAAAAGACCAAGUCGCUCACGGCUAGAAGUUUCCAGCUUGCCACCAAUGUCACGGCAGCGGCUGCCGCCCAAAAGGCUGGCAUCUGAGAAGUCGGAAGCUGCCAUUCGAUUUUGUCGGGGGGAUUGAAGAAGUGAUCGAUUGUCUUUUGAAGAUGUGUUAUUUGUCAUUUGAUGUCUUCAUGAUUUCCAUGCCUGUGCCGAGGUGACACUUUCUCAGACUGCGGUGGCAUCGCCGUUCGACAUUCUUAUCAAUCAUUCUGGUGAAUUAAUCCCGUGGGUCGUAUGCCUGACAUAAAUCUCGCUUUGGUAUGCUAGCUUGAUAAGACAAUAGUUGGUGCCCAUUUAAUAAAAGCAGUGCCCAAUGC
This is a messenger RNA of Klebsormidium nitens, 1820 nucleotides long. Lineage: Eukaryota; Viridiplantae; Streptophyta; Klebsormidiophyceae; Klebsormidiales; Klebsormidiaceae. The record is from the annotation of a GenBank genome assembly.